CACCGAGCCGCGCCGCCGCCCUCUCCGCCCGGGCCGCGCCCGCCGCCCGCGCGCCAUGGUGUCAUGGAUCAUCUCCAGACUGGUGGUGCUUAUAUUUGGCACCCUCUACCCUGCAUAUUACUCUUACAAGGCUGUGAAGUCGAAGGAUAUUAAGGAAUAUGUCAAGUGGAUGAUGUACUGGAUUAUAUUUGCACUUUUCACCACAGCAGAGACAUUCACAGACAUCUUCCUUUGCUGGUUUCCAUUCUAUUAUGAACUAAAAAUAGCAUUUGUAGCCUGGCUGCUGUCUCCCUACACAAAAGGCUCCAGCCUCCUGUACAGGAAGUUUGUACAUCCCACGCUGUCUUCAAAAGAAAAGGAAAUCGAUGAUUGCCUGGUCCAAGCAAAAGACCGGAGUUAUGAUGCCCUUGUGCACUUCGGGAAGCGGGGCUUGAACGUGGCGGCCACAGCGGCUGUGAUGGCUGCUUCCAAGGUGGCUCGACUCUUUCAUUUUGCCUCCUCUUUGGACCUCAGAGAAGGGCAGGGACAGGGUGCCUUAUCGGAGAGACUCCGGAGCUUCAGUAUGCAGGACCUCACCACCAUCAGGGGAGACGGUGCCCCUGCUCCUGCGGGGCCUCCCCCGCCAGGGGCUGGGCGGGCCAGCAGCAAACACGGCCAGCCUAAGAUGUCCAGGAGUGCUUCUGAGAGCGCUGGCAGCUCAGUGUGCACCUGCUGCUCUACCUGCCGGACCUGGAAAGUGGUUGAGGGAGAUGUGCAUGAGGGUGGUGUGAAGACCUGGGAGCCCCACCAGGUCCAGAACCCUCUGGCGUUUUCUGACGAGGAGGAGGAAGACCUGCUGGAUUUCAUGUACAAGUAUAAGGAACCGAGAAGGACGGAGCUGCCCCUGGAGGCACCGCCUAGAAUCCUUCGAUCUCGCUUCCGGAAGAAAAGUACCUCAUCUUCAGCCGCUGAAACCACAUGAGUGAGACGAGCCAACAGCACCGGAUCCACAGAAUGUUCCUCCUCUGCCUUAAAGAGCUAGUGACUAAGAACAGCAAUCCGCAGGCUGGGUGUGCUUUGAGUGUGCAGCCUCACAGACAUGGCCUUUUUUCGCUCCCCUCCUCCACCUGUAGGAAUUUGUUUCCCCCUUCUCUUUAUUUUGCUGGGGAGAGGCUGAAGGGAAAGGUCGGGGUGGAGUGAUCUUGGAGUCUUCUGAGGUUAGUGAUGUUCCGUGAUCGGAUCGUCAUUACAGACAGCAUUGUUUUUAGAAGUGGAAAUCACCCCUUUGCUGCUGACAUGUACAUUUGUAAUCUAUCUGUUGCAUACUUAGUUUUUAGUCCUGUAAAUGCAAACCAAUUUUUUUAAAAGCAUUUUUUGGUUUUGGUACUAAUACUUUGGACUAUGAUGUACAUAUUUAUGGCUUUUGGCUUAAUAUAAUGAACUUGCAAGGGCUGCCAGAGGUUCUAAGUGAGAAAACUGCAAAAACAAUAUAUAUAUAUAUGAAAAAAAACUGAUUCUAAACAAUGUCUCCAAUGUGCUUAUAAAGCUUCCGAGUCCAGCUCCAGUAAAGUAUCUGUUUUCCCGCAGGGAGAUGGUGUCUGUAUUUUUCUAAUGGUUGAGUAGUCAACAGAUCAGAGAAGUCAGGAGUAGAGACAUUUAACAUCAGCGAUGAGUGUGAGCAACACUCGAAAGCAUGGGAAGUUCACCUCCUCCUUCUGAGCCCUGCCACAGGCCUUAACCCUGCCUCAGGCAGGUGGCUCACCCUUGACAAAACUUCUUGAGGACAGAGACUCAGAGCUGUUAGAAGAAUCUUUAGCGUUUCAAGUCUUGCCACAUGACCUUCUUCAGAGUGGCUGGUGCGGCGGCUAAUUUCCUCAGGUUGAGAAGCCUGAAGUCUGAGCACCUUGUUUCAGAGAACACUAAACAAAAAGAAACAAAACACCCCCACAAAAGACUAGAACUAUGCUUUGUUUCGAGUAUGUUCUGAAACAUACAAGACACAUGUGGAACCCAAAGGGUGGGUUCUGGAAGGUUGUAGAGGUUGAGAUCUUUGGGAUGGAGCUGUGGCUCACACCUUCUAACCCCCUCCUGUCCAGGGAGGUGCGUACAUGGGAAUGGACACAUGCUCAUGGACACUUAGUCUUCAGAUAUUUUCUGUCAGCCAGGAUUGCUUAGUAGAGGAAGAAAGCACGGAGGGGACCCCCUGCUAGGAUUGAGGAUUUUAUUUAAGAACAAGAAUCUGAUUUAGAUGAAUUUCUGGCCGAGGUAGCUGCCCUCCCCUCUGAGAGCUGAGCCAAAAUGUAGCACUAGUGUAUUUGUGCUGAGAGUUGGUGUUUUCUUCCGUGUACUGCAUGCAGUGGUCACAACCUAGGUACUCAUAUUCGGAUUGUGUUUGUUCGUAGAUAUGUCCCACAGACUAGAGAAGUAGUGUUAUACACCACUUAGGACUCGCUGUCCACCGACUAGAAGUAGGCAGGUCCAAUUGAAACUGUUUCCGUUACAGAGCUAAGUGAAUAUGCAUUGGUGGCCUUUGCAGAUGACACACUGGCUGGAUCUUAGCCACCUUACAGAGGGUUUAGUUGAAGUUGAUUGUCGCCAGAUAAACAUACUAAAAUCCCAACCCCUUCCUCCCACACUUCCUUCAGAGGAAAUUACCUUCAGAGGUAAUUUACAAAAGAAUUUAGGAAAACAGAUAUAAAAGCAAACUGAGUGGGCAAUUAGAGGCUGUUUGUUCACUGUCUAUGAACAGCACCGAUAUCUAUCCUGUUAGAAAAGACAGAAAGCCUGUUCUCUUCAAGCUCACUGAAUAGUUCCAGAAAAGGGAAAAUACGCUCCGUGAAAUGUAUUUACCUAUUAGUUGAGGCAUCCCCACAACUGUCAGAAGUAAGUGCAAAAAAGCUUUAAGAGAAGCAGCUUUUAGUAUGCUUUUGUUUUGCCAAAAUAAUAAAUGCCCUUAACAGAUUUCAAAUUCCUGUAUUUUUACUAUGUCACAAUGGAAAGUAGUAACAAGUCCAGGUGAAUUAAGUUUGCACUCAACUAUGCCAAAAGCAACAGUUUGAAGCACUCUAUUCUCAGAUAUGCUGUAUUAAGAUUUAAAAAUAUAAGAUAUUCAAACUGCUGUC
This is a messenger RNA of Octodon degus (degu), 3101 nucleotides long. RefSeq names its product receptor accessory protein 1 (gene Reep1). NCBI's taxonomy places the organism in Eukaryota, Metazoa, Chordata, Mammalia, Rodentia, Octodontidae. Gene Ontology annotation, biological process: endoplasmic reticulum tubular network organization. The record is from RefSeq and is a predicted model, not a curated record. The coding region runs from base 56 to 961 and encodes 301 amino acids. Gene Ontology annotation, molecular function: microtubule binding. Gene Ontology annotation, cellular component: cytoplasmic microtubule; endoplasmic reticulum membrane; endoplasmic reticulum tubular network. The transcript is spliced from 10 exons.